Molecule: messenger RNA, 1083 nt
Organism: Fusarium sp. VM40
Lineage: Eukaryota; Fungi; Ascomycota; Sordariomycetes; Hypocreales; Nectriaceae
Source: the annotation of a GenBank genome assembly
AUGGGACUCCUCGCAGAGAACAAGAUCCGAUCAAAGAUCAACAAGGACCCCAACAAUACGAAAUGGACUAAAGAUACGAAUACCUUCGGACAGAAGAUCCUUCGCGCACAGGGUUGGCAACCGGGCCAGUUCCUCGGAGCUCAAGAUGCGCCUCACUCCGAACUACACACGGCCGCCAACGCUUCCUACAUUCGCGUGGUGCUCAAAGAUGACAUGAAGGGAUUGGGUUUCAAGAAGAACAAGGAGGACGAAAUUACUGGUCUCGAUGUUUUCCAAGAUCUGCUUAGUCGACUCAACGGAAAGACGGAAGAUGCUAUCGAAGAGGAUCAACAGGUGCGACUCGCCGUCAAGGCGCACCACUUUGUCGAGAACCGAUAUGGAGCCAUGAAUUUCGUAUACGGUGGUCUACUCGUGGGCGAUGAGAUGAAGGGGGUGGAAGAGAAGAAGGAUGAGGAGCAAAAAGAGACAACCUCCGACGAGGACGUGGCUAUGGAAAACGCCCCGACACCAAAGGAAUCCAAGAAGGAGAAGAAGUCCAAGAAGAGAAAAGCAAACGACGACGACGAGGAAGAGUCUUCCAGCCGAGAAACCGAUUCGAAGAGCAAGAAGAGACGCAAGGAGGAGCGUAAGCUAAAGGAGAGCGACUCCGACGACGCUAAGGCCAAGAGAAAGAAGGAAAAGAAGGAGAAAAAGGAGAAGUCCCGCAGCAAGAAGCCCACAGACGAGGGUUCAGACAACGAAGAUGGCACGUCCGAAGAGCGCUCCAAGAAGCGAAAGUCCAAAUCCAAGUCCAAGAGCAGGUCUUCUGAUGACUCGGAUGAGGACAAGGUGAAGGACAAGAAGUCCAAAAAGGAGAAGAAGGACAAGAAGAAGCGUAAGAAGGAGGAGGCCGCCUCGGGAUCUACCAGCACCCAAAUCUCGACGCCCGCGGCAUCGGCACCAGGAACAGGGGUCACAACGCCAUCUGGCACCUCAACACCCCGAGGUAGCAGAAACUUUGUGCGGUCACGAUUCAUUGCGCAGAAGAGACAAGCUGUGAUGGAUGUUAAGGCACUGAACCAGAUUUUCAUGGUCAAGGCUUAG